Molecule: messenger RNA, 936 nt
Organism: Solanum pennellii
Lineage: Eukaryota; Viridiplantae; Streptophyta; Magnoliopsida; Solanales; Solanaceae
Product: WAT1-related protein At1g25270-like
Exons: 7
Coding region: 1-936 (311 amino acids)
Cellular component (GO): plasma membrane
Molecular function (GO): transmembrane transporter activity
Source: RefSeq, a predicted model, not a curated record
AUGGGGAAGAUUUGUGACAAAGUGCAUGGUUUAAAGCCAAUUAUAAUGAUGGUGUUUAUACAAAUAGGUUAUACAGGAAUGACUUUAUUGUAUAAAUUAGCAUCAAAUGAUGGAAUGAGUUUAAGGAUUUUAAUUGCUUAUCGAUUCCUCUUUGCUUCCGCUACCGUUCUUCCUUUAGCUCUCUACUUUGAUAGGAAGAGUAGGCCAAAAAUGACAUGGAUGGUAAUGUUGCUUGCGUUUCUUUCUGCACUCUUUGGGGGUUCAAUGCCACAAAAUUUGUUUGCAGCAAGUUUAGUCCUAACUUCAGCAACUUUUGCUACAGCUACACUUAAUCUCAUACCCGGCAUUACUUUCAUUAUAGCCACAUUCUUUAGGUUGGAGAAGUUGGAUUUGAAGACAAGGGAAGGAAAAGCAAAAGUGUUGGGUACAUUAAUUGGAAUAGGUGGGGCUAUGCUUCUCACUUUUUACAAAGGCUUGGAAAUUAAAACUUGGUCAAUUAAACUUGACCUCAAAGGACACGUGGCAGCCUCUCAUCAAAUCCAAAAACCAUAUGCUCAUAUUUUGGGUCCUAUUUUGGCUAUUUGUAGUUGCUUUUCCUCAGCAGUAUCCCUCAUUUUUCAGGCCAAAAUGAGUGAGUUGUACCCUUGUCAUUUUUCUAGCACUGCCUUAAUGUCUAUUAUGGGAGCACUUCAAGCUGGAGUUUAUGCCAUUUCUACUGAAAGAGAUUGGACCCAAUGGAAAUUAGGAUGGAACCUUAGGCUGUUUGCAGUACUUUAUGCGGGGGUAGUGGCUUCUGGAUUAGCAAUCAUUUUCUUGAUGUUUUGUGUAAGAAUGAGAGGUCCAUUGUUUGUGUCCAUUUUCAGCCCUUUGAUGCUUGUAUGUGUUGCCAUUGCCGGUUCUUUAUUUCUCAAUGAGAAAUUACACUUGGGAAGGUAA